Messenger RNA from Macrobrachium nipponense, 2474 nucleotides. RefSeq lists its product as uncharacterized. Gene Ontology annotation, biological process: sensory perception of taste. Lineage: Eukaryota; Metazoa; Arthropoda; Malacostraca; Decapoda; Palaemonidae. Bases 321 to 1640 code for a protein of 439 amino acids. The record is from RefSeq and is a predicted model, not a curated record. Gene Ontology annotation, cellular component: membrane. The transcript is spliced from 5 exons.
CUGAACCGUAGCGUCCUGGUGUGGAGCUCGUAACGGUCGCGUCCCGAACUGUUGUCACAGUGCCCAUGGCAACGGUGCUUGCUUCUAGCACCGUGUCAUUUGCCGCGCUGACUUUUUCCAGUCCGUGAUCAAUAUGUAGAGGAGGAGGAGAGACUUACUAGGUGUUUAAGAGUGUCGUGGCAUCAAUGACUUUAUUCAUUAUCAUCAUCUGCUGCUUUGCUGUUGCUGCUGCCGCCCUCUGGGGACCUGUCUCGAGAAAAAUGUCCGUCUUUCAAGUCUGCGCGACAAGUGGGCUGAAGAAGUAGUGCGAGACAGGAAACAUGACAGACGGGGCGAAUCCCAACAGCCGGAGUCUUAGGUCUAUCUUCACCGUAGAACACAAUCAAGCCUUGCUCAAAAGAUGCUCACAUUACUUCAAGAAGAGGCCACAGCAGCCCGCCGAGCCUGUAAGAUACGACGGCGUGGAGGCCCCUUGGGGGGCACGAUGCCUGGUCCAGAUCGGCAGCGUACUGGGGCACGUGCCCUUCUGCAGGCCUUGGCAUCCUGACCCGCCGCCCUUCACUUGGUUCUCCUUCAAAGCUCUCUACUCGGUCACCCUCGACGUCCUCCUCACCGUCGUGGCCAUGGUCGAACUUGUCGAUCUCUUGAUGCACAGCGGAAGCUACCCAGUCGGCAAGUGGAUAGUUCACGUGUGGCCCGAGGUCGUCCUGCAGCUGGCGCACGUGUCCCUGGUGGUCGUGACCCUCCCAGAGGCGCCCUUACUAGCCAAACUCCUCCGGAAGAUCAACCGUCUCCAUCACCCCAGCGGACCACUGGCUUCCUCGGUGACCUUCUCCCUGUGGGUGUUGAACUCGCUAGCGGUCAUCGUGAAGGUCACCCUUUACUUCGAGUACAAAGGCAAAGGCGUGUUCCACAGCAUCAAGGGCUUCAUUUACUACCUCUCGAACAUAUACGCUCGCAUCUACAUGAUCUGGCCGCUGGCCUUCGUCAUGCAGGUGUGCCUUUCGGUGAGAUCCUGCCUGCGGAGCUCCCGGGAGCUGGUUCAGGAGCUGGCCGACACCUCGACAGGAGAGAAGGUCGACUGCUUCCACCUGGAGGACGUCCGACUGUGGCACCGGCACCUGGCCGAGUACAACCACACCUUGGUGGAGAUCGCGUCCCCGGUCAUCCUCAUCAUCGCCGGGGAGGUGUUUUUCAGCUUCACGCCCCACAUGUACCACUACAUCGUCUCCUCUCUCCUGGCGGGGGAGCUCGUCCAGGGGAAUCCGCUGGCCAUCGCCGAGCUGCUCUACAUGGCAUCGCUCUUCGGCGUGUUCUUGGCGCUGGUGUUCGUCAUCAGCGCUGUUGUCGAUGAGUACAACAGCAUCAAACUGCCUCUUCUGGAGUUCCCCACGUACGAGGCGCCUCGUCUUGCAACCGACCAACUCACAGCUUUCAACUCUCAACUUUUUUUCCACGAUCCUGCCUAUACGGCCCUGGGAUUCUUCGUUGUGACCAAGACCAAUUUUCUCAAGCUGAUGGGAGUGAUCGUUGUGUACAUGUUCAUACUCGUCCCGUUUCAUUUGGGCGUUCACGGGGGCGACAACAGUUUCGAACACUCUCUGAACGACACAACGCCCUAUUUCCACGCUGCCAUGUGACGGAUCCCCACGGCAGAGGCCGCAGAUUUUCAUUCGUUCACUUUUCCACACCUGUGAUGUACUGAAGUCACCGACGGGAGAGCACUUCGGUCCUUCUUCGUUUCAAGUUUUUGUGUGAAGCCAAGCUGGAAGUGACGGCAGUCUCUUGGCCCACUUUGAUGCAUACAAAUGUAAAUAGGAGAUGAGCUGCAAGUGCGUCCUGCAGCUCGUUGAUAUGUAUACAUAUGAAUAUACAUACACACUUUUAAUGUAUAGUCACCAAAAAAAAUAAAUAAAUAAAAGGAGGGUACUGACACCCAAUUCUGAGGUUUUUUGAAGUUGUUCAAGAAAUGCAUAAUUAUUAGGUUUGCCUUGGUCCUUUUUGAUAUUUGUACUUAAGCAAACGGUUCUUGUACAGUCACCAACAAAAGUGUUGUCACCCUUAUCUCAGAGUUUUCAAAAGAAGACACACUUCAGAUGUUUCAUGUACAGUCAUCAUCGAAAGUGUUGUCACCCCGAUCUAGGAGUUUUCAAAAGAAUACACACUUCAGACGUUUAUGUAUAGUCAUCAUCGAAAGUGUUGUCACCCUGAUCUUGGAGUUUUCAAAAGAACAUGAAGUUUAGACUAGACGACUAAAAUCUUUGUAAUUCUUUGUAUUCCUUAACAGUGGCAGCGUGGCAAUGUGUGGCAGUACUUUUGUUUGUGACUGUAUUCAGAUUUUACUCAGUACCUAUGAAACUUUUACUCAGUACCUAUGAAACAGAUAUGUUUGUUAAUGUAUUUUGUCGAUAGAAUAUAUUGAUGUUUUGUAGCUCUAAUAUUUAUUGUAAAUUGUGAAUAAAUAAUGUCGGGAA